Halteromyces radiatus is the source of this 2080-nucleotide messenger RNA. RefSeq lists its product as uncharacterized. The transcript is spliced from 8 exons. Bases 276 to 1985 code for a protein of 569 amino acids. Lineage: Eukaryota; Fungi; Mucoromycota; Mucoromycetes; Mucorales; Cunninghamellaceae. The record is from RefSeq and is a predicted model, not a curated record.
CUCCUUUCACUUUCUUUAACUACUUUUUUCACCAUCGUCUUUUUUUUUUUCCCCUCUCCCUCCUCCCCUUUUACCUCUCCUUUCGUUUAUACAUUCAAUCAAUAUCUCCCUUAUGAUAAUGAACUCCUAUUGUCUUAUUCUACUUUUUACAUCAAUAAAACCCACACUUGAUCCUUUUCCUUUCUAGUUUUACCGUUUCUUCUUCUUCUUUUUUUUUUUUUCUUCUUCCUUUCUUUCUUUUUUUCUUUCUUUUUCUUUAUACUUUUAUUCAUCUCAUGACUCAUCUAAGCGACUUUAGUUUUUUACAACGUAUGGUCUCUUUGGCCUAUUUAUCAGUCUGGUUCUUAUAUCGAGUAUGGAAAUUGGAUAGAUUUAGAUGUCUUCAUCCUCAUCGGUUUCGUCAAGGUGAAUUGAAAAGUGUAGUAACAGCUCUAAUAUUAGUCAUGAUACCUUUCCAGUUAUAUUAUGAUGUCACAUCUUGUAAAAUCAAGUAUGAAGAAGGAUUUGCUAGUGUAUUUGGACAUAUUUUUACCAAGCCAGAAAUGAUGUGGACAAAAGCAGAUCAAGAACUCGUGGUACCUACAAAUUAUAGUCUAUGUAUUGGUCUAUCCUUACAAACUGGUACACUCUUAUUAUUACAAUGCUUUUGGAAUUAUCUUGCAAACUCGGUGGCCAAAGCUAGCUUCAUGAGUAGUCGUGAAUUUUUAUUCUAUAUUAUUUGGACUUUUGUCAGUAUCAUCAUCUUCCCUGUUUUACAAUACAAUUUCUCUCGUGAAAUCUAUGAUCCUACUUAUAAAGAAAUCAUGCCUGAAUUAGUAUACGGUUUUGAAAUCUUUUUUGUGGCCUGUUUGGGUGUUGUGUCUCACUUUCGUUUCCGAAAAUUGUUGAACAAUUCUCGUGACUCCAACAAUGCACGAUCCAUUACACACAAGAUACGUUAUUUCCAAGAAUUGAACCUUAUUUUGACAGUGGUCUUAUUUAUUGACGCUAUUGCCUUCAUUAUUCUCAGUGCCGAUGGUUUGACUGGAAGAAAGACUUUGAAUGCACAUAAAUUCUCGGCCGAUUUCUUAAUCUGCAACAUUAACAUUAGUACAUUAAUCGUUUGGUUCUUGGUCAUGUUGAUUUUCCAUCCCAAACCUCAAGGUAGUACUUCUCAAGGAAUGCAAAACCCUACCAAUGAUUUUCUCUCCAAUGGCAAGCAACUCGAUGGUUAUCCAGGUUCACCACCCAUGAUGACUCAAGCAUCUCAAGCAUCAAGUGAUUAUUUACAAUAUACAAAAUCUGUUGGUGUGUCUAUUAAUUCACCCUAUCCAGCAAGUGCUACUUACCAAUUGGGUCCUUUACCUCCUCCACCAUCAGAAACUAUGCAUCAUAAUAAUUCAGUAGCUUCUUCUACCCCAUCAACGGCUACACUUGUCUCUUCACCCAAUUAUCAAGGCAGAAGAUCAAAAGGUAUGACUAUGGAUCCAACUGAAAGUAUGAUUGAUGAUACUACCCAUUUACCACCUUAUCGACCUGUUGGUAACAAUCAUACUCAACCACGUUCUGGUCCUGGAGCUGCUAUCAUGGAACCUAUUUUAUCAGAAGAUGAAAAUUCUCAAUGUCGUCACUGUCAUCAAUGUCAGCAACAACCAACACAUACCAAUGAUUCAACAAUGCAUACUAUAGUCAAUGUGGAUAAUGAUCGAAAUGAACGUUAUUCAGGUGAUGCUCUCUCUCUUUCUCACCGAGAUACCACUUUCAAUUCUAUGGCAAUGUCACAUACAUCUGAAGAAAAGCGAACUAGUCAAAAUGAAUCAAUGAUCACCAAUCAACUUGCUGCAGACUCUGACACAGAUGAUACUGGUGUAGCGCCUAAUAGAAACCCCAACUGGCAACUUUCUUUGGACUUUUCUGAAAAGGCAACAAAUAAUGUGAAACGGGAAAACUCUGAUGAUUCUAUGUGGUUACAUCAAUCUCCAAAAGGUGUUGUGGGCUCUGGAUAGAAACUGAUCCAAAUCAUCCGUUUAGUUCAUCAUAUUAUAUAGUUUUUCUUUAUUCUUUUACUUAUACAUUUUUAUUUUAUUUUAUUUAUUUAUUU